UCUUCUUCUUCUUCUUCUUCUUCUUCUUCUUCUUCUUCUUCUUCUUCUUCUUCUUCUUCUUCUUCUUCUUCUUCUUCAUGCAGUUCCAGUGUGUCCAGUGCUUCCAGCAAAUCCAGUGGUUCCAGUGAAUCCAGCAAUUCCAGUGAAUCUACAGAGUCCAGUAACUCCAGCAGUUCCAGUGAAUCCAGCAGUUCCAGUGAAUCCAGUGAGUCCAGCCAAUCUACAAAGUCCAGCAGUUCCAGUGAAUCUGCAGAGUCCAGUAGCUCCAGCAGUUCCAGUGAAUCCAGUGAGUCCAACAGUUCCAGCCAAUCUUCAAAGUCCAGCAGUUCCAGUGAAUCCAGCAGUUCCAGUGAAUCCAGUGAGACUAGCAGUUCUAGUGAAUCUACAGAGCUCAGUAGCUCCAGUGAAUCCAGCAGUUCCAGUGAAUCUACAGAAUCUAGCAGUUCCAGUGAAUCCAGCAGUUCCAGUGAAUCUAGUGAGUCCAGUAGUAGCGCCAGCAGUUCCAGUGAAUCUACAGAAUCCAGCAGUUCCAGUGAAUCUAGCAGUUCCAGUGAAUCUAGUGAGUCCAGUGAAUCUACUGAGACCAGCAGCUCCAGUGAGUCAAGAGACACGAGUGAUUCUAGCAACUCCAAUGAUUCCAGCAGUUCUGCUGAUUCUGGCAAUUCUUCUAAGUCCAGAAGCUCCAGUGAUUCGGACAGUUCCGAAUAA
Molecule: messenger RNA, 708 nt
Organism: Euleptes europaea (tarantolino)
Lineage: Eukaryota; Metazoa; Chordata; Lepidosauria; Squamata; Sphaerodactylidae
Exons: 2
Source: RefSeq, a predicted model, not a curated record